This is a messenger RNA of Propithecus coquereli (Coquerel's sifaka), 8448 nucleotides long. It is a transcript of the gene TG, whose product is annotated as thyroglobulin. Lineage: Eukaryota; Metazoa; Chordata; Mammalia; Primates; Indriidae. The transcript is spliced from 48 exons. Gene Ontology annotation, biological process: thyroid hormone generation. Bases 37 to 8343 code for a protein of 2768 amino acids. The record is from RefSeq and is a predicted model, not a curated record.
GUUUCUACCCCUGCAUCCCAAGAAGGGGCCAGGAAAAUGGCCCUGGUCCUGUGGCUCUUCAGCCUGCUGGGCUCAGCCUGCUUGGUGUCUGCCAACAUCUUUGAGUACCAGGUGGAUGCCCAGCCACUUCGUCCCUGCGAGCUGCAGAGGGAAAGGGCCUUUCUGAAGCAAGCGGACUACGUGCCCCAGUGCUCCGAGGAUGGCAGCUUCCAGACUGUCCAGUGCCAGAACGACGGCCGCUCCUGCUGGUGCGUGGGUGCUGACGGCACGGAGGUCCCGGGCAGCAGGCGGCCUGGACGGCCAAUGGCUUGUCUGUCCUUUUGUCAGCUGCAGAAACAGCAGAUCUUGUUGAGUGGCUACCUUAACAGCACGGCCACAUCCUACCUCCCUCAGUGCCGGGACUCGGGGGAGUACACACCCGUCCAGUGCGACGUGCGGCGGGAGCAGUGCUGGUGUGUGGACGCGGAGGGCUUGGAGGUGUACGGGACCCGCCAGCGGGGCAGGCCGAGGCGAUGUCCAAGGAGCUGUGAAAUAAGAAACCGCCGUCUUCUCCAUGGGGUAGGGGACAAGUCGCCACCCCAGUGUUCUGCAGAUGGAGAGUUUCUGCCUGUCCAGUGCAAAUUUGUCAACACCACGGACAUGAUGAUCUUUGAUCUGGUCCAUAACUACAACAGGUUUCCAGAUGCAUUUGUGACCUUCAGCUCCUUCCGGAGAAGGUUCCCUGAGGUGUCUGGAUAUUGUUACUGUGCUGACAGCCAAGGGCGGGAACUGGCUGAGACAGGUGUGGAGUUAUUACUGGAUGAAAUUUAUGACACCAUUUUUGCUGGCCUGGACCUUGCUUCCACCUUCACUGAAACCACCCUGUACCGGAUCCUGCAGAGACGGUUCCUAGCAGUUCAAUUAGUCAUCUCCAGCAGAUUCCGAUGCCCCACAAAAUGUGAAGUGGAGCGUUUUGCAGCAACCAGCUUUGGUCACCCCCAUGUUCCAAGCUGCAGCCGAGAUGGGGACUACCAGGCAGUGCAGUGCCAGAAGGAAGGGCCGUGCUGGUGUGCGGACGCCCGGGGAAAGGAGAUCCAGGGAACCCGGCGGCAGGGGGAGCUGCCAUCUUGCGCUGAAGACCAAUCUUGUGCCUCUGAAAGGCGGCAGGCUUUGUCCAGACUCUACUUUGGGACCUCAGGCUACUUCAGCCAGCGCGACCUGUUCUCUUCCGAGGAAGGACGAGGCCCUCAGAGAGGAGCCAGGUUUGCCACAUCCUGCCCACUGACGGUCAAGGAGCUCUUUGUCGACUCUGGGCUUCUCAGCCCAAUGGUGGAAGGGCAGGGUCCACUGUUUUCCGCCUCAGAAAGUCUCCUCAAAGAAGCCAUGCGAGUGCUUUUCCCUUCGCGAGAGCUGGCUCGACUUGCUCUUCAGUUUACUACCAACCCAAAGAGACUCCAGCAAAACCUCUUUGCAGGGAAAUUUUUGGAGAAUGUUGGCCAGUUUAACAUGUCUGGAGCUCUUGGCACAAGAGGCACAUUUAACUUCAGUCAGUUUUUCCAGCAACUUGGUCUCUCAGGCUUCCAGAACAGAGGGAGACUAGAAGAACCAGCGCAGCUGCUUUCUGUGGGAUUGGAUUCAAAUUCCUCCACAGAAAGUCCUGAAGCUUUUAAGAAGGGUGUUGCUAUGAAUAAGCCAAUUGUGGGCAGCUUUGGCUUUGAAGUUAACUUACAAGAGAACCAAAAUGCCCUAAAAUUCCUUGCUUCUCUUCUGGAGCUUCCAGAAUUCCUUCUAUUCUUGCAGCGUGCUAUUUCUGUGCCGGAAGAGGUAGCAAAGGAUUUAGGUGAUGUGAUGGACAUGGUACUCAGCUCCCAGACCUGUGAACAGACACCUGGAAGGCUGUUUGUCCCGUCAUGCACCACGGAAGGAAGCUAUGAAGAUGUCCAGUGCUUCCUUGGAGAGUGCUGGUGUGUGGAUUCCCGGGGCAAAGAACUUCCUGGCUCAAGAGUCAGAGGAGGACGACCGAGGUGCCCCACAGAAUGUGAAAAGCAAAGGGCUCGGAUGCAAAGCCUCAUGGGUAGCCAGCCUGCUGGGUCCAGCUUGUUUGUCCCUGCUUGUACCAGUGAUGGAUACUUCCUCCCUGUCCAGUGCUUCAACUCAGAGUGCUACUGUGUUGACAUUGAGGGUCAGGCCAUUCCUGGAACUCGAAGUAUACCUGGUGAACCCAAGCAAUGCCCCACACCCUGUCAGUUGCAGGCUGAGCAAGCUUUCCUCAGGACGGUGUCGGCCCUGCUCUCCAAUGUCAGCGUGCCACCUGCCCUCUCUGCCACCUACAUCCCGCAGUGCAGUGCCAAUGGGCAGUGGAGACGUGUGCAAUGUGACGGGCCCCCUGAGCAGGUCUUCGAGUGGUACCAACGAUGGGGGACUCAGAACGAUGGCCCGGAGCUGACCCCUGCCGAGCUGCUAGUGAAGAUCAUGAGCUAUAGAGAAGCAGCUUCUGGAAACUUCCAUUUCUUUAUUCAAAGUCUGUAUGAGGCUGGCCAGCAAGGAAUCUUCCCAGUGCUGACACAGUACCCUUCUCUCCAAGAUGUCCCAUUAGAGGUGUUGGAAGGGAACCUAACUCAGCCCGGGAAGAACAUCCUCCUGGAGCCCUACAUCUUCUGGAAGAUCCUGAAUGGCCAGCUCAGCCGGUACCCAGGACCCUACUCAGACUUCAGCACUCCCUUGGCACACUUCGAUCUGCGGAACUGCUGGUGUGUAGAUGAGGGCGGUCAAGAGCUGGAAGGAACACGGGUUGAGCCAAGCAAGCUCCCAGCAUGUCCUGGCUCCUGUGAGGAAGAGAAGCUUCGUGUACUGCAGUUCAUUAAGGAAACGGAAGAGAUUGUCUCAGCUUCCAACAGCUCUUGGUUCCCUCUGGGAGAGAGUUUCCUAGUGGCCAAGGGGAUCUUGCUGACCAGUGAGGAGCUGGGUCUUCCUCUGCGCUCCCCAGCGCGGGAGGCUUUCUCAGAGAAGUUUCUGCGUGGGAGCGAGGAUGCCAUCCGUUUGGCGGCUCAGUCGACCUUAACCUUCUAUCAGAGACGCCGCUUUUCCCUGGGCGACAGGGCUGGAGCACCCACUCUCCUGCUGUCCAGUCCCUACGUGCCGCAGUGUGAUGCGUUCGGAAGUUGGAAGCCUGUGCAGUGCCACGCCGGGACUGGGCACUGCUGGUGUGUGGACAGGAAGGGAGAGUUCGUGCCCGCCUCGCUGACUGCCGGGUCCCCACAGAUCCCUCGGUGCCCCACCACCUGUGAGCUUUCUCGAGCCCGUGGGCUGCUUUCUGGUUGGAAACAGGCUGGAUCCCAGGGAAACCCAUCUCCAAAAGACCUGUUCAUCCCAACCUGUCUAGAGACAGGAGAGUACGCCAGGCUGCAGGCGUCAGAGGCUGGCACCUGGUGUGUGGACCCUGCAUCAGGAGAAGGGAUGCCACCUGGCUCAAACGGCACUGCCCAGUGCCCAGGCCUCUGUGACAUGCUCAAGAGUGGAGUCGUCUCCAGGAGAGUUGGCCUUGGCUUCAUCCCAGCCUGCGGGGCAGAGGACGGGGGCUUUUCCCCAGUGCAGUGUGACCCGGCCCAGGGCAGCUGCUGGUGUGUCAUGGGUAGCGGAGAGGAGGUGCCCGGGACCCGUGUGGCUGGGAGCCAGCCCGCCUGUGACAGCCCGCAGUGCCCGCUGCCGUUCAACAUGUCAGAGGUGGCUGGAGGAGCAAUCCUGUGUGAGAGAGCCGCGGGCCCAGGGGAGGCCGCCAUCCAGCAGUGCCAGCUGCUGUGCCGCCGAGGCUACCAGAGCGUGUUCCCGCAAGGGCCACUGGUGUGCAACCUGGAGAGCGGACGCUGGGAGUCACCGCCACCUCAGCCACGGGCGUGCCAGCGGCCCCAGCUGUGGCAGACCAUCCAGACCCAAGGGCACUUCCAGCUCCAGCUCCCGCCAGGCAAGAUGUGCAGUGCUGACUACGCGGGCCUGCUACAGGCUUUCCAGGUCUUCAUAUUAGAUGAGCUGACGGCCCGCGGCUUCUGCCAGAUCCAGGUGAAGACUUUUGGCACCCUGGUUUCCACUCCUGUCUGCGAUGACUCCUCCGUGCAGGUGGAGUGUGUGACUGGGGAGCGUUUAGGAGUGAAUGUCACAUGGAAAUCACAGCUUGAGGACAGCCCAGGGGCCUCUAUUCCUGAUUUACAUGACAUUGAGAGGACCUUAGUGGGCAAGGAUCUCCUGGGGCGCUUUGCAGAUCUGAUCCGAAGCGGCAAGUUCCAGCUGCAUCUGGAUUCCAAGACUUUCCUAGCAGACACCUCCAUCCGCUUCCUCCAAGGGGACCGCUUUGGCACCUCUCCCAGGACAUGGCGUGGGUGCUUGGAAGGAUUCCACCGAGUCCUGGCCACCAGCAAGGCCAGUCAGGACCCACUGGGGUGUGCUAAGUGUCCUGAAGGAAGCUAUUCUCAAGAUGAGCAAUGCAUUCCCUGUCCUGUGGGAUUCUACCAAGAACAGGCAGGGAGCUUGGCCUGUGUCCCGUGUCCCAUGGGCAGAACGACCAUUUCUGCCGGAGCUUUCAGCCGGACUCACUGUGUCACUGACUGUCAGAGGAAUGAAGUGGGCCUGCAGUGUGACCAGGAUGGCCAGUACCGAGCCAGCCAGAGGGACGGGGGCAGUGGGAAGGCCUUCUGCAUGGACAGCGAGGGGCGGAGACUGCCGUGGUCAGAAACGGAGGCCCCACUUGAGGACUCUCAGUGUCUGAUGAUGCAAAAAUUUGAGAAGGCUUCAGAAUCAAAGGUGAUCUUUGACGCCAACGUUCCCAUGGCGGUCAGGUCCAAAGUUCCUGGCUCUGAAUUCCCCCUGAUGCAGUGCUUGGCAGAAUGUGCGGAGGACGAGGCCUGCAGCUUCCUCAUCGUGUCCACAAUGGGCUCAGAGGUCUCAUGUGAUUUCCACGCUUGGACAAAUGACAAUGUUGCCUGCAUGACUUCUGUUCAGGAACAAGACACAUUGGGGAACUCGAAGGUCACCAGCUUUGGAAGUCUUAGGUGCCAGGUGAAAGUAAGGAACCGCGGUCAAGCUUCUCUGGCUGUGUAUUUGAAAAAGGGCCAAAAAUUCACCACAGCACGUCAGAAAAGCUUUGAACCGACUGGUUUCCAAAAUGUGCUCUCCGGGUUGUACAGCCCCGUCGUGUUCUCGGCCUCAGGAGCCGAUCUGACUGACGCUCACCUCUUCUGUCUUCUUGCGUGUGACGGUGAUUCCUGCUGCGAUGGCUUCAUCCUCACGCAGGUCCAAGGAGGUCCCAUCCUUUGUGGGUUGCUGAGCUCCCCCGAUGUCCUGCUUUGCAAUGUCGAAGACUGGAGGGGCUCCUUUGAGGCCCAGGCUAAUGCCACGUGUCCUGGUGUGACAUAUGACCAGGAGAGCCGCCAGGUGACGUUGCGUCUGGGAGGCCAGGAAUUCAUCAAGGGUCUGAUGCCCCUGCAAGGAACUCAAGACACCUUUGCCCGUUUCCAGCAGGUUUAUCUCUGGAAAGAUUCUGACAUGGGGGCUCGGCCUGAGUCUGCGGAAUGUAGACGAGACGGGGGCCUGAGGCCAGCAUCUCCAGCAGAAACAGGUUUGACAACAGAACUCUUCUCCCCUGUGGACCUUGGCCAGGUCAUUGUCAAUGGAAACCGAUCCCUGCCCAGCCAGCAGCACUGGCUUUUCAAACAUCUGUUUUCAGCCCAGCAGGCAAACCUAUGGUGCCUGUCUCGAUGUGUACAGGAGCCCGCUUUCUGUCAGCUCGCAGAGAUAACAGAGAGUGCACCCUUGUACUUCACCUGCACCCUCUACCCGGAGGCCCAGGUGUGUGAUGACACCAUGGAAUCUGGUGCUCAGGGCUGCAGACUGGUCCUGCCCCGUCGACCAAAGGCCCUGUUCCGGAAGAAAGUGGUACUGAAGGAUAAAGUGGCGAACUUUUAUACUCGCCUGCCAUUCCAAAAACUGAUGGGGAUUUCCAUUAGAAACAAAGUGCCUAUGUCUGAAAAAUCUAUUUCCAAUGGGUUCUUUGAAUGUGAACGCCUGUGUGACAUGGACCCAUGCUGUACUGGCUUCGGAUUUCUGAAUGUUUCCCAGUUAAAAGGAGGAGAGGUGGCGUGCCUCACUCUGAGCAGCUUGGGACUUCAGAUGUGCAGCGAGGAGAAUGGAGGAGCCUGGCGCAUUCUGGACUGUGGCUCUCCUGACGUUGAAGUCCGCACCUAUCCCUUCGGGUGGUACCAGAAGCCCAUCACUCAAAAUAAUGCUCCCAGCUUUUGCCCUUCGGUUGUUCUGCCUUCCCUCACAGAGAAAGUGUCUCCGGACUCCUGGCAGGCCCUGGCCCUCUCUUCAGUAGUAAUUGAUCCAUCGAUGAGGAACUUCGAUGUUCUCCACGUCAGCACUGCUGCCCCCAGCAACUUUUCUGCUGCCCGAGACCUCUGCUUGUUGGAAUGUUCCCAACACCAGGCUUGCCUCGUCACCACCCUGCAGACCCAACCAGGGGCUGUAAGGUGUGUAUUCUAUCCUGAUACCCAAAGCUGCACACAUAGUCUGCAGGGCCAGCACUGCCAAGUUCUGCUCCAUGAAGAGGCCACCCACGUCUACCGGAAGCCAAGCACCCCUCUGCUCAGCUAUGAGGCAUCUGCACCUUCCGUGGCUAUUGCCACCUAUGGCCGGCUGCUGGGCAGAUCCCAGGCCAUCCAGGUGGGCACUUCAUGGAAGCAAGUGGACCAGUUCCUUGGAGUUCCAUAUGCCGCCCCGCCCCUGGCAGACAGCCGCUUCCGGGCACCAGAGCCCUGGAACUGGACAGGCUCCUGGGACGCCAGCAAGCCAAGGGCCAGCUGCUGGCAGCCAGGCAUCCUAACACCCACGUCUCCAGAAGUCAGCGAAGACUGUUUGUAUCUCAACGUGUUUGUCCCCCAGAAUGUGGCCCCCAACGCGUCGGUGCUGGUGUUUUUCCACAACACCAUGGAGGGAGAAGGGAGCGCAGUAUGGCCAGCUGUCGACGGCUCUGUCCUCGCUGCUGUUGGUGACCUCAUCGUGGUCACUGCUGGCUACCGAGUGGGUGCCUUCGGCUUCCUGAGUUCCGGGUCGGGAGAGGUGAGUGGCAACUGGGGCCUGCUGGACCAGGUGGCAGCUCUGACCUGGGUGCAGAACCACAUUGGAGUGUUCGGCGGGGACCCUCGACGUGUGUGCCUGGCGGCAGACCGUGGCGGGGCUGACGUGGCCAGUAUCCACCUUCUCACGAGCAGAGCCACCAACGCCAGAUUAUUCCGGAGGGCUGUGCUGAUGGGAGGCUCUGCGCUCUCACCGGCCGCUGUCAUCAGUCUCGAGAGGGCCCAGCAGCAGACAGCUGCUUUGGCAGAGGAGGUCGGCUGUCCCACCUCGUCCAGCCAAGAAGUGGUGUCCUGCCUCUGCCAGAAGCCUGCUAGCGUCCUCAAUGAUGCCCAGACCAAGCUCCUGGCCGUGAGUGGCCCUUUCCACUACUGGGGUCCCGUGGUCGAUGGCCAGUACCUCCGAGAGGCUCCAGCCAGAGCACUGCAGAGAUCACGGGCGAAGGUCGAUCUGCUCAUCGGGAGCUCUAAGGACGACGGACUCAUCAACAGAGCGAAGGCAGUGAAGCAAUUUGAGGAAAGUCAAGGCCGGACCAGCAGCAAAGCAGCCUUUUACCAGGCGCUGCAAAAUUCCCUGGGAGGCGAGGACGCCGAUGCCAGCGUCCGGGCCGCUGCCACGUGGUAUUACUCCCUCGAGCACUCCACAGACGACUACGCCACCUUCUCCCAGGCCCUGGAGAACGCCACCCGGGACUACUUCAUCACCUGCCCCGUGAUCGACAUGGCCAGUGUCUGGGCGAGGAGGGCCCGAGGAAACGUUUUCAUGUACUACGCUCCCAAAAGCUAUGGCCGUGGCAGCCUGGGGUUGCUGGCAGAUGUGCAGUACGCCUUUGGGCUUCCCUUCCACCCUGCCUAUGAGGGGCAGUUUUCUCUGGAGGAGAAGAGUCUGUCAUUGAAAAUCAUGCAGUACUUUUCCAACUUCAUCAGAUCCGGAAACCCCAACUACCCUCAUGAGUUCUCACAGAAAGCGCCUGAAUUCGCGGCCCCCUGGCCUGACUUUGUCCCUCGAGCGGGUGGAGAGAACUACAAGGAGUUCAGUGCCCUGCUCCCGAGUCGACGGGGCCUGAAGACAGCCGACUGCUCCUUCUGGUCCAAGUACAUCCGGUCUCUGAAGGCGACGGCAGAUGGAGCCCAGGAUGAGCCGUCAGCAGGCAGUGAAGAGGAGGAGUUGACGGCUGGAUCUGGGCUGAGGGAAGACCUCCCAGGCGACCUAGGGCCAGGCUCAAAGAGCUACAGCAAGUGACCAUUCCCCUGAGCCCCCUCAGCAACCACACCUCAGGAUGCCCACCAUGGUCACCUUGUUCUCCAAAAUACCACUCACUUUCAAUAAAGUGUCUACAUGCAGUGA